GCGUCGAAGAUGGAGUGCACCAAGCAAGAAAUUCGCCAUAUUUUACGUUCUACCUGCGAGGUAAAACUGCAACGAAGGCGACAAACAAAAAAUGUGUAGUUUAUGGACCCGAUACUGUAACGAUUCGCACAGAACAGCGUUGGUUUGAUCGAUUUCCUUCUGGUGUAGAAGCUGUCGAAGAUACACCCCGUACUGGUAGGCCAAUCGUCGUGGAAACCGAUAAAAUCGUUGAAAUCAUCCAAGUAGACCGGCAUAUGAGCACUCGCUCGAUUGGCCAGGAACUGCCCACAAUCCAAUCGACGAAAAAAUCAUCGACCUAACAUUGGCCGUAACGCUCUUUGUUGGUCGAAAAUAAGGAACAAUUUAUGAAACGAAACGGCAUCACUUGUUUUUCUUCAACGAUGAACUGUCAUUUCAUACAAAACAACAGAUCAUACAACUGGGAAUCUUCAGCAAAACAAUCCUUGAAAGGAUUUACAAGACAGCUAUUAUAUACAAGUGGAAACGCGCACUCAAAUAAAAGGAAACAACUCGGUGCUACUAAUUCUGUUGGAAAAAUAAAUUGGUAAUCUCCAGCAUAACAAGGCGUCAGAGAUUAGAAGGACAGUCAUGACGUCCUCAUCAUCAAUAUUCAGAAAAAGUCGUGAAGAACUGGAACAACGUUACAAAUGGUCAGGUAUCACGCAAACGACAACACUAAGCAGAGGUACUAGUUUAAGUGGCAUACCCCCGAGUCUAGGUUCAAUGACUGAAACAGGUAAUGAAAUAUGUCCUUUAUUUACUGAUACUUGUGAAAACCAAAACGUCGGAGGGAGUGGAGAAUCGGCAGAAGGAAUGCAACUUGAGACAGAUAACGAGAGUUCAAGCGAAAGCGAACCAGAUGUGCCUAGUGUGGGCGAGAAAAUUGUAUCCUGGCACAUAAAGUACAACGUUUCCGAGACUGCUACCAAUGAUCUACUUCAAUGGUUUAGUCAGCAUCACUUUCCAGAUCUACCCAAACGUAUAAGUACUUUAAAAAAAAGUGCUAAGCUACAAAAUAUAGAGAUUUGUCGCAUGGGCGAUGGAUAUUACUGUUAUUUUGGAAUCAAAAAAAUGAUCGAACACAUAUUAUUGAAAAAUGAAAAAAAUGCCCUCGACAAACGCUAUGAAAUCCAGUUUGGAAUUGAUGGAGUGCCUCUGGCCAAAAGUUCGCGUAGUAGUUUUUGGCCAAUCAUGGUGAAAAUGAACAAAUUUCCGGAUGUUUUGCCGGUGGCGGUUUAUCAUGGGCCUGGAAAACCAUCAAAUGUUCAUGAAUACAUGCAAGACUUCGUGUUGGAACUUCAAAAUUUGAUUGCAAAUGGAAUGGAAUUUAACAAUACUCAAUUGGAACUGUCUGUAAGUGCUUUUAUAAUGGAUGCCCAAGCGAAAGCUUUUGUUCUGGAUAUAAAGGCAGCUAACGGUUUGUACGGAUGUCCGAAAUGCACAUCAAGGGCUAUAGUGUUGGACACCGAACUGUGUUCCCAAAUAUCGGUUGGACCUCUAGAACGGAUGAAUCAUUCAAGAACCUUUUUGACGGACAUCAUGCGAACACCAACAGACUCCCGCCACUCGCUGAAAUAAACAUUGGAUGCGUUUCAAAGAUUCCUAUCGAUUACAUGCAUAACAUAUGCCUGGGCGUUGUUAAGACGCUUCUAAAUUAUUGGAUAAAUACGGUGAAUAAACCCUAUUCACUGACCAACGCGCAGAAAAUGGAAAUAGACUACAGAAUCAACGCUGUAAAAUAUCAGAUAUGUUCAGAAUUCGUCAGAAGACCGAGACCAUUAAAGGAAUUUAAGUACUACAAAGCAUCCGAAUAUCGUUUUAUCUUUUUAUAUCUUGGUUCUUUUAUUUUUUUAAAUGUGGUCGAUAAGCGGUUUUUCGACCAUUUUUUGAAACUACAUGCAGCGAUACGAAUUUUAUGCCAUCCUGUUCUCCAUAAAACCAAGAAUGAUAUCGCCAAAAAUCUACUACAUGCUUUUGGGCAUGAGUUCCAAAUGCUGUAUGGAGAGCAAUUUUUCGUAUACAAUUUUCACCUAGCUACCCACUUAGCUGAUGAUGCAUUAAUACAUGGAAAUCUUGAUGCAUUCUCAGCAUUCCCAUUUGAAAACUAUUUACGGAUAUUGCUUACAUAUAUAAGGAAAGCUCCGUUUCCACUUCACCAACUGAAAAACCGUCUUGGUGAAAAAAUGAAAUAUUAUAAAUACAGUAAAAAAAACAUAUUUCGACAGAAACACGGGUCAUAUUGUGCCAUUACCACCAAACAAGAUGUUCUGAUAACAACUGAGCCAAACGAUAAUUUCGUCUAUCACAAUGGAUAUAUAUAUACCAAGCAAAAAACAUAAGAAAACACGGAGACAUAUUCAUGCUGGAAUGCAAUUUGGUAGUGAAUAUCGUUUCUCUUUUUGUGGAUCCAGUGACCUCCAAAUCCAUCGGUGUUUAUUGCUGCGAUAAAAUUUCACUACGGCCUAGUACAGUGCAAAUCAAUGCUGAUAAUUGUAGUAUUGCACAUAAAAUUAGACGGAAUAACUGGAUUAAUCGUUAUUAUGCAUAAGGUUUGUUUUUUUCUCCCUUUGAUGAACAAAAUAGAACACAUUGUUGAGCACAUUAAUUGUAAAUUGUACAAUCUAUCGAGGCUGACUAAUUUUUGUUUUCUCUAUUUGUAAUUUUAAUGUAGAAUCACUGAAGAUUUGUAGACGGGCGUUAAUAAGUAAACACAAGCAAAAUGUUGUACACCUAUGACUACCUGACGAGAAGCUUUGAUGAAGGUGAAAUAAAACUGAAAAAGAAAAAAAACACUGUUCCAGCUGUGCAUUCCAAGUUGAAUACAAGCCAACAAGCCAAUUUUAAAAUAAAUUUCGAAGCUAUACGUCAAAUGAACUGUCUUGAGGAAACUCAUGUUGAAAAUGAACAAAAUGUCCUCAACAUCAAUUUACCCAAGGAUAUCACAAUAAAAAAAACCAAGAUACCACCUGAGAAUCUUGAUAAUAUCACAACACAACAACUGUGCGAUGUUAAUUUUGUCAGGAUGCCGAAAGCUACUGUUGCAGCAAAACAAGCUUCAAUAAAAAAAACCAAAAUACCACCUGAGAACCUUGAUAAUACCACAACACAACAACUGUAUGAUGUUAAUUUUGCCAGGAUUCCGAAAGCUAGUUUUGAAGCAAAAUCAGUUUCUACCAAUGUAUCCACGAGUGGUACGAAACGUCAGUUUCAUGUUAUACAAGAACCGCGAACACUAUUCUUACGUCCAGCUCCCGGAAAAGCUAUUCGUUUAGAAGAUAAUGAUAUUGAAAAAUCUAUAUCCGUGUCCGGAAAAGCUGUUUGUUUAGAAUAUGAUAAUACAAAAAAAAUAAAUCCGUACCCGGAAAAGCUAUUCGUUUAGAAGACGAUUAUACUGUAAAUUCUACAUAUGUAAAUUCUGAGUCAGAGGGAGUUGAAAAAUCUUUGAUUGUCAUUGACAAAAAAUUGGAUAUUAUGAACAGAUACAUAAUAGCGAUGAAAAAUGCCAUAGAGAACAUAAGCGUUGACAUCCAAACAUCUGUGAAGACAAAUAUUUGUGCUAACAGCAAAAUUCGCCUACCAAUAAGAUCUGACCAAGAUUUAUUGACUCUUGAAGAGUUGUCGAAAUCUCAGCAGGGAGAAAUUGGUUUACGAGAGAGAUUCAGCAUAGAGUCAUCUGAAUCAAUGUACGGAUUUUUUAGAUCUAUUGUGCAGCUGCUGUUCGCGAAUACUGGCCAUUAUACGUGGACUGGUAAGUCUGCGUAUAAUGCUCAGUAUGGCACAGCAUCUGGCAAUGCGUCUGAACUUCAUAUAGUUGAUGUUCUUAUAGAUGUUGCACAAACAAAGUAUCAUGUUGAUCGAAGCCGUUCCAAAACCGAAUUUAUGAGAGCACUACACAACUUUAAUGAAUCAGUAGCAUCUCGUCGAAAGCGUAAAAAUAAUGACAAUACCUAAUUUUUUUCUAACUAGCAGACCGGCAAACCUCAUCCGGCAACAAGAUUUUAAUAAAUUUGAUCAAGUCUCCUGUUUCCGUCGUUUUUCUAAACCUACAUAAAAUCUAUAAUAUCAAUAAGUGCUUUAAUAGAACAGUGUCCGAAUUCGAUUGGAUUCAAUAGUUUACAUUUACUUUUCAAGUAAUCAGGUUGAACGAAUCACAUGUAGGCCAUGUAAGUGAUGUAAAUGGUUAUCAACAUCCUGGCUUAUUAUCAAAUGGUAUACUAAGAAGUUCAGUUAGCUUACCGCAAUGUAAGAAAUCUUAAACAACAAAUUCGUGACCCCAAAAUUAAUAGAAACAUCGAACUUAAAAACAAAAUAUAAUUUUAAUCAGCAGGGUGAUUGUGGUAGGGUAAUUUAAUUAGUAGGCAGUAAACGUGUGAACAAAAUUCCCAAUAAAAGUUACUUUUAUUUAGGUUUUGCUAACUUUCCGAUUGAUUUUCAUUUUGACAUAUAAACCUAAUAAUAACUUAAAUCUGCUGUUCCGUUUUCUAGUUCAAUCGUGAUGUACGGACACACAAUCAUAUUUAUUAUUAUAUAUAUUGAUUAUGAAAAUAGAUGGAUAAAUGAGAAAAUCGCUAAAUGAUAUUUUUAAUUUAAUGCUUUUCCUACUUCUCGAUUGACU
Molecule: messenger RNA, 4636 nt
Organism: Toxorhynchites rutilus septentrionalis
Lineage: Eukaryota; Metazoa; Arthropoda; Insecta; Diptera; Culicidae
Exons: 15
Coding region: 610-1599 (329 amino acids)
Source: RefSeq, a predicted model, not a curated record